AUGGGAUUCACCCACGAUCUGGUAAUUUUGCUACAGCCAUGCAUGGGGUCUUUUCUCAGGGCCACGGGCACGUUGGCUGUGGUCGGAUUGAUCUAUUGUGUGCUUUUGGGUGUGUAUCGUCUGACGCUGCACCCCCUGGCCAAGUUUCCAGGCCCUAAACUGGCGGCCUUCACGCAGUGGUAUGAAACGUAUUAUGAGUUCUUCAAACAGCCAGGAGGGCAGUUUCUUUUCCAUUAUCGCAAGCUACAUGAGAGAUACGGCCCCAUUGUCCGUAUUAGCCCCUUCGAGAUUCAUAUCCAAGACUCAGCUUUCUUCGAGGAAAUGUUCUCGCAAUCUCACCAGUGGGACAAGCUAAAACACCUCGAACAUCGAUUCAACAACGCCAUGGGCACAUUUCCGACCCCGGAGCACGAGGCCCACCGACACAGACGCGCAGCGUUAAACCCCUUUUUCUCGAAGCGAACCAUCGCCAACGCCGCACCCAUGAUGCAGGAACAGCUUGAGAAGCUAUGUUGCCGUCUUCGUCAGGAGUAUAAAGGGACUGGAAAAGUACUGCGCCUCGAUUGGAUGUGGGGAUGUAUUGCGUCGGACAUUAUUGUUCGGUAUUGUUUCGAUCGCGGAUAUGGCUUUUUAGAUGCCCCGGACUUCAGCUCGCCUUUUAUACAGGCUCUAUUUGACUUACUGGAUGGCGUCCAUCUGGUGACGCAGUUUCCAUGGGUUGCGACUGUUUUUAAUGCGUUGCCGGAAAAAGUGGCGGAGGCGCUUCAGCCAGGCCUGAAGUCGGUUAACCACUACAAUAAGGAAAUGAGAAACCAGAUAUCCGAUAUUCUAGACAGCCAUGAAACCUCUAAAGCCUCUGAAAGAAAAACCGUAUUUAAUGCACUGCUUGAAUCUGACCUGCCACCGCAGGAGGUCAGCCUUACUCGCCUCCAGCACGAAGCGAUUACCGUGAUUGGAGCUGGUUUCGAGACGACAAAAUAUGCUUUGACAGUGGCAAGCUUUCACAUUACCAAUACGCCCUCUAUAUUCCAGCGUCUACGUCGCGAGCUUGAUGCAGCUAUUCCAGAUCCAAACCAUAUUCCGUCAUUGGGCGAGUUAGAAAAGCUCCCCUAUCUAACUGCCUGUAUCCAGGAAUGUAUCCGCCUAUCCUACGGUGUCUCCCAGCGAGCUUCUCGCACCUCCGACAAGAUCGCCCUCACCUAUAAAUCCUACGUCAUUCCUCCCGGCACCGUAAUCAGUAUGGACAACUACUCCAUCUCGCACGACGAAAGCAUAUUUCCCGACUCGUACACUUUCAGACCGGAGCGUUGGAUCGGCGACCCACUUGCGCCAGAUGGAAGGAAGCUCACCCGAUAUCUGGUCUCGUUUGGUCGUGGAACGCGCUCGUGUCUUGGCAUUAACCUUGCAUAUGCGGAGAUAUACAUUGCCAUGGCGAAUAUCUAUCGCAACUUUGAGUUUGAGCUGUUUGAAACAGACCGAAGUGCGGUUGAUUGCUACCGCGACAUGUUCUUGCCACAUGCGAAGCCCGGAACGCAGGGGGUUCGGGUUCGGGUCAGCUAA
Molecule: messenger RNA, 1560 nt
Organism: Aspergillus steynii IBT 23096
Lineage: Eukaryota; Fungi; Ascomycota; Eurotiomycetes; Eurotiales; Aspergillaceae
Product: cytochrome P450
Exons: 4
Coding region: 1-1560 (519 amino acids)
Molecular function (GO): oxidoreductase activity, acting on paired donors, with incorporation or reduction of molecular oxygen; monooxygenase activity; iron ion binding
Source: RefSeq, a predicted model, not a curated record